CGGAAAAUUAUCAACGAAAUGGCCAUCCAUCUCCGCCCAGCCUCAGAAGCCGAUCUGUCUAUCAUCGUCGACGUCUCAACAGCCGCCUUCCCACCAAGUGUAGACGCUAUUGCGCGACACCUCUUCCCGGGAGACCUGCACUACUCAGAGGAUGUACGCCAAGCAAGAAUAGCGCGCAAAUCAGUCAAGUUUCAGAUGAACAGUACUCGCAUCAUGGUCGCUGUUGAUGAUGCGUCGGAUGGGAAGAUUGUAGGGUAUUCAAUUUGGGAGGUGCCGGUUGCAGGGGGUGAUGAUAAGAAUGAUGAUGAUGGGGAAAUAAUUUUACCGCCUUUGGCUCAGGAAGGGUCGGAUAGAGCUCCGUUUAUGGAGUUGAGACGUAUACUUGAGGAUGAUGUAAGGGAACAAUUUGGAGAUGAAGGGACGAAAGGUGUAUGGACCCUCGAUUCUCUAGGUGUUCACCCCAAUCAUCAAAAAAGGGGAAUUGGGAGGAUGUUACUCGAUUGGGGUGUCGAGGAAGCAGCUAAACACGGCAAGGGUUGCUACUUGGUUGCUACUCCGGCGGGGUUACCGUUGUAUAGGGCAGCUGGGUUUGAGGAUGUCAAGGUUUUGGAUAUUUUCGGUACUCCGCAUGUUUCGAUGAGGAGGAGGAUUUUUAAGGUUGAAUAGGAUAGAAAAAGGAUUGGUGUUGAAAUGAUGAUACUACAUAUUCAAGGAUAUUCAGGGUUAGGGUUCGUAGAUACCACAAGUCCUGAUC
Molecule: messenger RNA, 754 nt
Organism: Talaromyces stipitatus ATCC 10500
Lineage: Eukaryota; Fungi; Ascomycota; Eurotiomycetes; Eurotiales; Trichocomaceae
Exons: 2
Coding region: 19-666 (215 amino acids)
Molecular function (GO): acyltransferase activity, transferring groups other than amino-acyl groups
Source: RefSeq, a predicted model, not a curated record